AUGAACCAUUCCUGCAGGCCGAACUGUGAAAUCGAUUACAGCAACAACGGCACGGCCAUUGUCGUGGCACUUCGCGAGCUUCGCGCGGGCGAGGAGUUGACUAUUAGCUACGUGGACGAACAGAGCUUGCCAGUGCGCAGACGUCGUCGCGCUCUUUGGCUGUCUGGCACUUAA
Messenger RNA from Symbiodinium necroappetens, 174 nucleotides. Lineage: Eukaryota; Dinophyceae; Suessiales; Symbiodiniaceae. The record is from the annotation of a GenBank genome assembly.